Molecule: messenger RNA, 783 nt
Organism: Alternaria ventricosa
Lineage: Eukaryota; Fungi; Ascomycota; Dothideomycetes; Pleosporales; Pleosporaceae
Exons: 1
Coding region: 1-783 (260 amino acids)
Source: RefSeq, a predicted model, not a curated record
AUGGUCUACGAGCGGCUGCCACGCCAGAUCAAACACACCAAGGUAUCGAUCGACGGCUUCAUUGCUAUCUUGGUCACAAGACAUCUGCCGACUGCCAUACUACGUACGAGCAAGCAGAUCUACCUCGAAGCUCACGCCAUCGUAGAGAAACUAGUCCGACAGUUCAUCGAAGAGUCAACAACCAAGCUCAUCGAGUUCGGCAAAAGUGGGACAAAGAUGAGACAAAGCAAGGUACUUGGGUACCUCAUGUCGCAGAUCCCUCGCGAACGCAUGGCCGUCGAAGACGGUGAGAAGUACGACAUCGAAGCCAUCCUCCAGAGACUACCCAAGUCCAUUGGAUUUCAACCUACCGAUCCCACCGGGGCUCCCAACGUCGCCCGCUUCUUCCAUCAAGCUGCUAGAGCUAGAUAUGUUCCUGGUGACGACCGUUUCCACGACGCUGCCGGCGGACUAUGGAACAACACCGUUGUCACAGUCUUCGUCACUUGUGCACCUUACAAGAACGAGGAAGAAGCCAAAUGCUUCGUUGAGAUCAACCACAGACACAUUCGACAUAUGUAUCAUCACAGAGCGAUGCCGCACUUUCCGCACGACGUAUGGAUUCGAGAUGGUGGUAUUAUACAAGUCGAAGAGGAUGACUCUUUGGAGAGGGCGAUUGACAGGGUUCCGAUGCUAUGUCAGGAUGGCUAUGAUGACUGGGGUGAGAGGACGGGGUGUGUAGAGCAUUCGUGGGGGCCGGCUAUGAAGAGGUGGGACUGGGAUGGGGAGUGGCUUCCUUCGUAG